Molecule: messenger RNA, 4270 nt
Organism: Oryctolagus cuniculus (rabbit)
Lineage: Eukaryota; Metazoa; Chordata; Mammalia; Lagomorpha; Leporidae
Gene: HRK
Product: harakiri, BCL2 interacting protein
Biological process (GO): positive regulation of apoptotic process
Cellular component (GO): mitochondrion
Source: RefSeq, a predicted model, not a curated record
CGUGCGGGGGUGUGUGUUCACACCCAAAGGCGUACAGGUGCCAAGGCGGACCCGAAAUGAAGCAGGCUGGGCUGCCUCUGGACCUUCCGCCAGACUUAGAAUCCACCCACCUCCCCUAGAACCAAACAGCAGCCUGGGGGUUGUUUCUGAACGGUACUGCCCAGUUCUUCUAUCCGCUUCAUCCACAGCGGCCAACAAGCCUGCUGCCUCCGCCAAAUCGGAACUGGAGCUGAAAUCAGGAUAAGGGGAAGGAGAAAACGUCUCCCUCGCGCUCCUCGUCUCCGCGGGGGUGCCCCCCCCCCGAGACCCCUCAAAGCCCAAGCUCUCCGCCGCGGGGCGCCUGCUCUCGUCCCAGCGUCGCGCGCCCCACCUCUCCCAAACCACGCGCCCCCUCGCCGCCGGCGAUGCUAGGGUUAAAAGUUACCUCUCGGUUUCUUCUGCCUGCAGCCCCCCCCCCCCGGGGGCCGGAUGAUGUAACCCCCCUCUCCGCUCCCUCCCCGCCCCCAUCCACCAUGUGACACUUUAAUUAAUAAUAGCUCCGUCAGCACAACAAACGCACUACACAAGGAGAAACUUGGUGUCCAGGGGAGGCCCCCGGCGGCUGGAGCGCAUCGGCGGCGGGCGCAGAGGCCGGAGGGAGAGGAGGCGAGGGGCGGCCGGAGCGCGCGGAGGGAGCGAGGCGAGCGGUCAUGUGCCCGUGCCCCCUGCACCGUGGCCGCGGCCCCCCGGCCGUGUGCGCCUGCAGCGCGGGCCGCCUGGGGCUGCGCUCGGCCGCCGCGCAGCUCACCGCCGCCCGGCUCAAGGCACUCGGCGACGAGCUGCACCAGCGCACCAUGUGGCGGCGCCGCGCGCGGAGCCGGAGGGCGCCGGCGCCCGGCGCGCUCCCCACCUACUGGCCCUGGCUGUGCGCGGCCGCGCAGGUGGCGGCGCUGGCGGCCUGGCUGCUCGGCAGGCGGAACUUGUAGGAACGCGGGGCUUCUUGGUGGGGCCGGAGCCGAGACCCAGCCGGAGCGAGCAACAGGUUGGUGAAAACCCUGUGUCCUUGGAGAAAGCUGGUUCCCGUUUUCCCGAGGGGGAGCCCAGAGCUUGAACGGCCGCGUCGGCACUUCGAGAAGGAAGUGGAGAACAAAGACGGCGCCCGUAGCAAUAGCAGAGACGGAACGGGACUGGGGAAGCCCUUUGGAAUUCCAACUGCAGAAGCAGACCCCGAUGCUAUUUACAUACAGCUCUAUAUAUAAAAAAGAGAAAUCGUGAAUAUUCCUUAUCAGUGCAUGCCUUGUUGAGGACACGGUCCCUCCCUUCCUGCACCUUGCCAGGGGAACUCUGACACUGUAAUGUCUGGGGCACUGGAGGAGAGGUGCCUGCUGUGUACCGAGACCAUCUGCAAAGACUGGUGGGAAUGAGCCACAGCGUCCACCAAUGCUCUGGGGAUAGAUGCUGAUGGAGGAAGAGGUACAACUGGAAAAGGCAAGGUAGAAAAAAAAUGUAGGAGGACUCGGGGCCUGUUGUGUAGGGGCAGUCUGGGACACUUCUGUUUCCCGACACGUCCUGACCUCUCUCUCUCUCCCCUCCAUCUGGAUAGAUGACUAGCUCCCGCUGUCGUAUCAGGAGAAACGGGACUUUUUUUUUUUUUUCCCACCCAUGUGGCAUCUCUGGUGCUUCACCCAUCUUGCUGGUGCUAAGUGUGGUCUCAUGGGCACUGCCUUGUUGUUCUGUGCACAGAGCUGGAAGCCAGGGCACGAGACAGAUGUCUAUUUUGCUGUUCCAGGAUGGGUUGCAAAAGUGCCACUUGCGAGUCUUCUCUUUCCCAGUGUGGGGACAAAGGAUCCAGGGUGGUUCUGGAGCAAACCUUGGGGUUGACGGGGUUGGGAGGGGGCGACACUGGGUGGCCUGCUGGCUACGAGGUGCAAAACUGACCUCCUGUGUGACUUGGCUGCUGGCUUCUCUGCCUCCCCCACCACUAUCCUGGGAGCCCAGCCCAUGGCCUCUCCCUACCCCCAGGGGAUUUCAGGGCCUUGGUUUUGUGGAUGAAAGGGACAAGACAUAGCCACAUUCUGGUUGAGGGUGAUUUAUAAGCAAGGGUCACUGGGGGAGGGGCAGGGGUCACUGACAUGAAAUGCACCAGCAUCUCACUGACUGACAGGUCUGAUUUUUUUUCCUUCCCAGGAGAAGCUACUAUUUUCAGAAGUUUCUAGAAGGGCUAAAAAAAAAAAAAAAAGAUUGUGCUGGACUGAGACUUGGCUGCAAAGACUCUUCAGGGAGCAGUGGGGCUUUGCUUUUGUUUCUUGGCCUUCAUUUUUUAAAAAACCCAACAAGAACUGGUAUUGCUCUUCUGUGUGGGCUACCACACACUGCAUUUUCACAGCUGAGAUGGCCGGGCGGCAGGUGGAGACAGUGAUGCUCCAGGUCACCAUCCAGGACCUAGGACAGGGGCAUCUGGCGGGCUGGGUGUCACCCCUGCCUCUGGUUCUAGAAGCCAGCAGCAGUAUCGGCAGUGGCAAAAGCUGCCUGGCGCUGAAAUGGGCAUUACUCGGCAUCCCCACUGCUGGAAGUCAGCGGGCCCUUCCCCACAUACAGCCCUGCAGGGCUGCAGCAUGCUGGGAGCUGGGGUCCUUUCUUUUUCUUUUUAAGUCCAUGCCUUGUGUUUCCCUAAAAGGCCCUUGAGAGAAAAAAUGCACCCCAGAAUGGUUGAAGGUAAGGGAACAAGAGUGCUUGUUUCUGGAAAACUUGUUUUUCCCUCCUGGCUCCAGCCCUGCCUGUCAGUAGAUGUUUGCAGGGGACCAGGAGACAGGCAGGGGUGUCAGAGAGUGGCAGGUCGUGACAGCCCCACCCCGCCGUGAGCGUCCUGCUUCCCUACAGGCACUCCCCUAGUCACAGUCAUCCCCAUUUUCUGGGUUGGGGGUCCUGUUGCUGCUGUUGUACACAAUCACAGUUUCCUGCUGGCCACCAAGACACAGAGGAAGGGGGGCGGGACUUGUUUCUCCAACCCUGAUUCGUCUUCUGCAAACAGCACUUCCCCUGCAGGACCUGGCCUCCAGAGGCUGGGGCUGGCAUUCCGGGUGACCCUGCCAGCACUGAAGCCACACGGCUGAGGGCCCUGGGCACCCAUGACCUCCCGGCGGGGGUGGGGGAGCCUCGCAGCCAAGUCCCUUGUACAUAGUCUCAUGAGUUGCUAGAAGCCGUGUAUUUACCAAAUCCUGGCCUUUUCUUGCACAUCAUUCAUUUGAGUGCACUUCUCGGCUGCCCCGAUUUUUGACAAGGGGUUGUUUUUAAUGGUUGUUUUUAUAUGAGAUUUGACUCCUUGAUGGACAUUUGUAUUAGGUCACAGGGGCAUGAUAGAUGUAUGUAUAUAUGGUCUCCACCACCUCUCGUUGCAUUACUUGGAUUGCAUGAGAUAGUGGGGUGGGUUGUAUUUGUUUUAUUAUUUUUUUUUUAAGAAAAACAUUUCCACACUGUGCAAAGUGCUGGCACCGCCCUUCCCUCCCUGCCCCCCUCCCCCUUUCUCUCCGGCUGCCAAGGAGCCAUUGAUUUUGAUUAGCUUCGCUGCAGAGCGUCUGUGAAGAGAGAGAGAGAGGGAGGGAGGCUUUGAAAUAAAUUUUAAAAAGACCUCAUAUCGGGUUUCAGCAGACAGCAGUGUGUGUGUGUGUGUGUGUGUGUGUCCCUGCAAAGCCAAGGGAGGACUCUGAGAUCAUCGGUUUGGGAGCUUGCUGCAUAAUGAGGUGGAGAGGCUGUUUGCCUCCGCCUUCCUGAUGGCACUGCUGGAGCUCAGAGGACAGGGAUUGGGAGCCACAGGGACUGGGACCCCCGGGACUACAACAUUCCAGUAAGAUCUGCUCCCUUCUGGAAGCUUCUCUUCACCCCAAACCCAUAAACCAAUACAGUCUGUUUUCAAAUGCGGGGUUUCACGUCCUAGUCCCUUUGUCAGAGAAGCAGCCCCAGUAACCCGGUAGCCCUACUGGCUGCUCUCCAUGGUCCUGAGCCACCAGUGUCUCCCAGAGCCCAGAUCCCUCUCCCUUGGCCCCCAGCCUUUCACUGGGAACCUGGAGACUUCUUUUCCACUUCUUUCAUUGGCCUCCUUUUGUUUCUUUUCAAUUUCAAUGGGGGUGGGGGCUGGAAAUAGCUGUCACCGAACAGGGAAGCUGUACUAUUUAUAUAGCUGAUCUCAUGUACUCCUAACUGGAUUCGUGUUUCCUGCCGGAACAAAUUAUCACACUCCCUGGCUGAGAAACCGGGGGAGUCCUCUCCCACCCCUCUCCUACACAAGUAUCGU